Molecule: messenger RNA, 1851 nt
Organism: Aplysia californica (California sea hare)
Lineage: Eukaryota; Metazoa; Mollusca; Gastropoda; Aplysiida; Aplysiidae
Exons: 5
Coding region: 118-1851 (577 amino acids)
Biological process (GO): G protein-coupled receptor signaling pathway
Cellular component (GO): plasma membrane
Molecular function (GO): G protein-coupled receptor activity
Source: RefSeq, a predicted model, not a curated record
CAGAGACAGAGACAGAGACAGAGAGAGAAAAAGAAAGAAAAGAAGGAAAGUGAAGACGUAGAAUUUACCAGUGGAGCCUUCCAGCCACCCCUACAACAGUUCCAACUUUAACAACAGAUGUUCUCCUUAAGAGACCAGACCGACGCGCUGACUCUCAACCAGUCUCUGUCUCACGAUGACCCCCAGUGGUCCUCCCAGUCCUCAGCAGCUGCCACCACCACAAACAGAUCUGUGCUGUCUUUCGACGAAGGAUUAAUUGAGGACUUUCCCAUUUACGAGGCCGGACUUUUCCUCAACCGCAUCUACCUAUGGGUGGUUUUCGCUCUUGGUUUCCCUGGCAACGUCUUUGCUAUCGCAACUUCCCUAACCUUGACCCCUCGCUACCGCAGCUCGUAUUAUGUGGCGACCUUGGCCUUUGUGGACAACGUUUGUCUCAUUUGUAAACUUCUGUUCAUGACCUUGACCCGUUAUGACGUCAAACUGGGAGAUGUCGGGUGCGGUAUGCUGGAGACUCUGGGUAAUGCUACAGGGCAGCAGGCGAACUGGUUACUGGUUGCCAUGACUACGGAGAGGUGCAUUGCUGUGACGUCACCUUUUCUGAGUCGACGGAUUCGUGCAAGGACUCAUAUUCUAGCCGUGCUAGCCAUGUCGCUGGUCCUCCUGGCUCUCAACUGCCACUACUUCCGGACAUACGGGUACCUGUAUGACGUCAGCACUGACCAUCACAGCUGUGACGUCAUCCAGGGUCAGGAGAGGGCGCUGCUGGUCAUGGACUGGGUCAACGCGGUGGUGUACGCGCUACUGCCGGCCGCCAUCUUGUGUGUGCUCAGUGUUCUCAUAGCAAGAGCCCUGCGCUCCUCUCAGACAUUAUUACGUCAGAUGACCCAGCACAGCCGCCAGGUAGCGCGGCGAGAACGUCAUCAGCGAGGUAUGACGGUGAUGGUCAGUGUGACCGUCGUUGUGUUCGUCCUCCUGGUCACUCCCAGGCCCGUGCUGUCAGCCGUGCUGACCACCAGGAGUCCCCCACAGGGGUCAAGGACUGAGGCCAACGUCAGGUUCCUGGAGCAAGUGUUCUACCUCAUGUCCGAUUCCACCCACGCUGUCAACUUCUACCUCUACUUCCUUAGCAACCGUCGCUUCCGACGACGCUUCGCUGACAUCUUGAAGAGAAUACUCUCCCCUUUCUUCUGCUGUCAGCGGUGCAAGGAGCACAACUGUGCUAAUUGCUGUGAGCGCGCGGAGUGGGCGUUGGACUCCGACGAAGGGAGGGAAGGGGGGAGAAGCGAGGGAGGUUCUGAGAUCUCAGUGAGUUUUGUGUCCAGAAGUAUGAUCAGUGAUUUGUCUAUGUUCUCCUUAAGAGACCAGACCGACGCGCUGACUCUCAACCAGUCUCUGUCUCACGAUGACCCCCAGUGGUCCUCCCAGUCCUCAGCAGCUGCCACCACCACAAACAGAUCUGUGCUGUCUUUCGACGAAGGAUUAAUUGAGGACUUUCCCAUUUACGAGGCCGGACUUUUCCUCAACCGCAUCUACCUAUGGGUGGUUUUCGCUCUUGGUUUCCCUGGCAACGUCUUUGCUAUCGCAACUUCCCUAACCUUGACCCCUCGCUACCGCAGCUCGUAUUAUGUGGCGACCUUGGCCUUUGUGGACAACGUUUGUCUCAUUUGUAAACUUCUGUUCAUGACCUUGACCCGUUAUGACGUCAAACUGGGAGAUGUCGGGUGCGGUAUGCUGGAGACUCUGGGUAAUGCUACAGGGCAGCAGGCGAACUGGUUACUGGUUGCCAUGACUACGGAGAGGUGCAUUGCUGUGACGUCACCUUUUCUGAGUCGACGGAUUCGUGCAAGGUGA